GCGCGCGUAUGCGUGCAUUCCAAAUUUAAUUUCACAGGUGCGUAAUUUCAAGUAAACUAAUCGUCGAUCCUCAAGAACGGAGAAGAAACGAUGCAACGAGAUAACGUGCGCGUAGCCGCUUCAAAAAUCCAAGAGAAGUCGGAAAAGCUCGCGGGAGAAGACUCGAAGUGGGGAGCGAGACGCGGUCAUGUGGUUGGCCGAAAGGAAGGGAGAGAGGGAGAAUACCUCGCGAUAAAUCGGAAAGAGGGUAGAAAUUUAGCGGAAGGUACACCAAAAUAGUAGGCCUGCUGGCGAUCGAAUGGCUCGACGAGUCAGGUGGCUCUCUCUCUCGCUCCGAUUCGAUGCGCGUAAGGGCGUCCCUCUCUGGCGCCGUUAAAACGGUGCCCAACUUUCGAGUGGCAGUUGGCAGCCGUGCGUAAAAGAAAUAAAUAAAGCGACCAUGAAGUGACAAAUAAAGUUGAGGAACAAUGCUCUCGGGAGACUCGAAGAGAUUUAACUCGGCGUAAGUUAGGAACGAGAGCGGCCGAGUUGCGAAGCGCCGGAACUCGGGGACGACGGCCCGAGAAAGACGAGAGCCGCCCGGCGAGAGGUAGGAACGCGCCGUGCGCUCGCCCAGAAGGAGAGGGUGACAUUUCGUUAUUUUCCCCGCUCCCGCACGCGCUCCUAUAUCUACACCUGUGCUACGCUCUCACAGCUGAAUCCGAACCGAGCGACACGAGGCCGAGCGCGGUUAUGCGCCGAGCAUACGCGCAGUGACCGGGACCACCUAGGAGCACCUGUGAGGUGAUCGCGUUCUACAACUUGCCGGGCGCGAAGCGGGCCUGGAAAUCGCUGCAACCAGCCCGUGAGGCUGUGAAUGCAGCUCCACCGGUGAGAGAUAGCCUGCCUUUCGCAGUUGCCCACAGAAUAUUUCACCGGGAGCUCCUCCGGACACCUACGAGCAUUUGCCUUUCGAGGGUCUACGUUGGGUCGCGAACCAAGAUGUAGGAGUCACCUGCACGCCGGGCCAAGAGUCAAAAGUGACAUCUCGGUACUUUUCUAAUUCUUGGACUUGCUGCUGUGUCUACACCUGCGUCAUGUGAGACGGGGCAAAAACGUGUGAAAUAACUGCUCCAUGUGUUACCGCGUUCGUAACAUCUGGUCGAGGAUGUAUCUCGGCUGUUCAAAAGUUUUAACGUAGACGACUGCAGUUAGCUGGACUGGACUGUAUGCAACUACGUUUCAAAUUACUACGUAGCGUUCCCGUGGACUAUACCGCUAUACGGGGCAUCACAACCUAUACGAAUGAUAAAAAGUACGAAUUCGUCGAUCGAUGAUAGAAAGACGAUGUAAUCGUCGUCGUAGUUUAAUAGUUGUACUAGAAGUCGUUACAACUGGCCAAGAAGUAAUUGUAUUUGUAAACGUGGUAUACGGCCCCAAGGAAUACCACGUUUCAGUUGGUUGGUCAAAAGGCAGUAUACGUUGGUCUUAGACCAUAACCAUUUAAAUGUGCAAGAAAGUGCAAAGUCGAAUUAACGAGGAGUCACCAGGAAUCGUCGUGAUGCCAUCCACGAAAAGAGUCCCCUGGUGAGCCUUUAAUUAUUUUUUGGUAGUGCGAAGAGUACGGUAGAAACGUGCAUAACGUGUAUACCAAGAGCCAUGACUCCAAAAGGUGCAAGACACGCAAAAGUCUGAUGACGACGAGCUCGCCAAGAGCCUGCUAACAUGAAAACCGAGAAGAAGACCAGCGAGCCCAGCUGUGUACCCACAGCUGUUGUUAAGGAAGAACCCGAUACGGAUUCCGUCAAGAUUAAGGAGGAAGGUAUUGCCAAUAAUAAUGACGAAUCUACAGCGGAUGAUGCAUCCGAGUGUCCUAGAGAUUCCAAUCUCGAUACAGCCAACGGCGAAGGUAACAUGGCUGCUGAUAAUCAGAACAGCAACGGGAAUCAGCCUAUCUUAAACUCGGUGAAGCAGGAAAGCGAUCGUAAUGAUCCUUCGGAUGAUCUUACCGGAGACUGCACGGGUAACGUAGGAAUUACAACGGAUGGUAUCCAACCAUUGGUAAGCAAUGUUCUCGGCAAGCAGAUGGGAACUGCAACUGGUAGCGGAGAUGCUCAGUACAUGCAACAACAAAGUCAAAUAUUUGUGUUCUCCACUACUUUGGCAAAUAAGGGUGCGGAAGCAGUCUUACAAGGACAGUUUCCGUCCAUCAUUGCUUACCAUUGUGCACAACCGGGUACUAAGAAGUACCUUGAGAAACAUCCAAACAAAGUGAAUCAGUUUCGACAAAAUCCCGCGCAAUGGCUCAGUAAUCUUGCGGUGAUGAAGCAGAAAAGCCAACAAGGAGGUCCGAAUGGUGGCUUUUCUACGGAGCAACCUCCGGACUUGCCAGCCCUUGACCCCAACGCUUCGCCCUUUUGGAACGAACAACCCAAUAUCAGGAACUUGAAUGGCAGCAGUACCCUGGGUAAUACCGAAUCGUCUUUAGACGAUCCAAAUAUAGACGUGCCUUGCCUCGUACCGAGCUCUCCUAACAACCCAGCAAAUCCUCCACCUCCGACCACUGCUUCGAUGGGACAUAGUCCGAGUUUGUUAGGAGGUACCACGAGUCCGAGUUCAGGCAACCUUCAACCUUCUCUUCAAGGUGUCAAAGUCCCCGACGAGAAUCUUACUCCUCAACAAAGACAACAUCGAGAAGUGCAGCUGGCGACGAUAAGGAAAAUGCAGAUGAUGUUGUUUCCCGAGAAGGAGGAGUCAAAUUCUGGGCCUCUUGACUCUACCCAGGUGACGCCGGUGUCAUCGGUAGCUUCGACGAACGCACAAACUGGUGCACCGAAUCAACAGUGUGCCUCCGCCAUGGAUUGGCACAAGUUGCAGCAUCAGUUUCUCGAUGGGAAAAACAAGGUGGGAGUCGGUAGUCCGGGUCCGAUUCCUUUGCGAGGUGCCGGGAUGGUCGGCGUUGGCGUAGGAGUCGGAAUGCCGGUGCAACGCAGCCAAGGACCUCCACCUCCGUAUCACCAAACGACGAGAUCGGCGAGCGUCCCGAUUGCCAUUCAGAGUCCAAAUCCAUCUUCACCGAACAAUCCAACCAGCAACCUGUCGUUGCCGUCGCCUCGUGCGAGUUCCGCCCUGAACUCGCCCGCGGAUUGUACCGGAAAUCGGCAAUUUCAGUUAGGUGGCCAGAGGUCGGGCCACUUACCGGGACAAAGUCCGACUAGUCAGGAUUCGCCGAAUCCUGGUCAAGUGAGCAACGCGGCGGCGGCCGCGGCAGCUGCGGCUGCGGCCGCCGCCACAGCGGCCUCGACCACCAGAUUGAAUCACAGCAACCCUGGAACCCCGGUCUCGCAUUCCCACCUCGCAGCUCUCAGCCCCGGUGGAGCUACUCCGCAGAAGGAACAGUCCCUGGAUUUCCCCCCAGGUCAGCCGCCACCAAAUGUGGACGGCAUGUUCUGUAGAACGCUGCAGUCCCUGGCUCAGCAGAAACAGCAACAGGGUGGAGCUGGAAACCCAACGGGCGUGAAGGAAGCGAAUUUGAUGCCGGUCCCUAGUCCUCAGCAAAUUCAGUAUCUCAACGCGUUCGAGGGUCAGGAACUGACCAUACAAAAGCAACCCAACACGAGCUUGAAAGAUGGCAGUUUACCUGCAAAUACCGGCAGCAAUACGGAGAUGUCCGGGAGGAUAAUGGGCAGCGUCGACAGCUCCAGUCAGUUCCCAGGCAGAUCGGAAGGUGCGAGUCCGUCGAUGGACAGCGCGGGUCGUGGCUUCGGAGGUUCUUUGCACAGUCCGCAUACCCCCCUGACCCCGCACACUCCUGGGAACGGUGCCCCGCAUACUCCCGUGGAUUCCGUGAAAAACGCACAAACACAGGCACAAGCUGCAGCGAACAAGGCAAGCGCGAGCGCUCAAAGCAGUCCGAUUCCGCACGGGGCAAGCCUGCAGGACAGCAUGGGCCCUCCCAGAACCGUGCCCGUCUCUCCCAACACGAAGCUGGAAACAUCCCCACCGUCCUCCAAAGACAUACAACAACAACAGCAGCAGCAGCAACAAGAACAACAACGACAACAGCAGCAGCAGCAGCAGCAGCAGCAGCAACAGCAGCACCAUCAUCACCAUCAACAGCAGCAGCAGCAGUCGCAGGCUCCAACGGUAACGCCUUGCAGCGUCGGAAAUACCGGCGGUUCGGCACCACCUCAAGUACAGACUCAACAGCAACCCCAGCAGCAGCAACCGCAGCAACAGCAGCUGGGUCCCCCGUCGUUCUGCGGGGUGAGGUCGCAGGCGUCGACGAACGUCAGCCAGCCGUCCGACAACGUGCCCCUCAAUCCUAACAACAUAGGCUCUCGAUUGGGGAGCAUCGGCGGCAUGAGCACGAAUCAUUUCGACCCCAUAACUUCCCUGGCGCAGAUGAGCCAGCAGCUGACGAACACCGCGGCGAGCAAUGCCCUGGGAACGAACGACGGCCCCAUACAUUCCGGGAAUUCGGGCAUGAUGAAUCCGUUCAAUCCGCACGGCAUGCACAUGAUGCAGAUCGGCGAGAUGAACGGCUGCCACAUGAGCGGGCCGAACAAUCCGGAGCCGUCCGACGUAGGCGGCAUGUGCUUGGGACUGGGUGGCCCGCCGACGAGCUACAGUCCCACGCCGCACACAGGAAGUCCCGGAGUGCCCAACAAGGUGACCGGCCAUCCGAUGAUGGGUCACGGGAUGAUGCAUCCGGGAGGGUACCCCGGCGAGCCGCACCCGGCGGGGCCGCCGCGACUCAUGGGCCACGGCGGGCCGCUCCCCUACAACGGUGCCAACGUCCAAGUGAAGCCCAGUGCCCCCAACACGAUCCAGUACUUACCCGCGAGGCCUAACGUAGGCCACACCCCGCGCGGCCCCCCCAGCCUGGACUUCUUGCAGCGCUUCACGAACCCCCUCUCGAGCCUCGAGUCCAAGAUGUCCAGCCCCUCGGUGAACCUGCAAUACUUCCCCAACGGGUGCGUGCCCGGCGGAAUGGGACCGCACUCCGGGAUGUCCGGCGUCGGCGGGGUCUCAGGGAUCCCCGGCAUGGGCGGCUCGCCGCGCAUGGACGGACAGCCCAUGGGAGCCUCCUCGGUCGGCGGCAUCCACCCUUCCAUGCGGACCAUCGCCGGCAACAUGAGGGGUCAGCCCAAUCUCAUGCGCAUGCAGCACAUGGUGGGCGGGGGCGUCUUCCCGGGCAGCCCCAUGGACCCCGACAAAGUCUUCCCUCCCGACAUGGUGCCCCAGGUCCAGCCCAACCAGCCCAACCCCGGCAUGUACGUGCCCGCCGGCAAGGGCGGCCCUAUGGGCCCCCUGGGGCCGCCCCCGGACGCCAGCCAGCCUCUGCCUCCCAGCAUGGGGAGCGGUGCUACGGGGAACUUCAAGAACAGUCCCUUCGUCGGCGGCGGCCCGACCAUGUCCGACCCCAACUACGCCCAGCAGUUCCACAACUUCCAGCAGCAGCUCUACGCCACCGGCACCAGGAGCAGUGGACCUCCGCCCCCUCCCCCGCCCCCGCCGGCGCCCGCCCACCCUUCCAUGCAGCACCCGCCCAAUUCGCACGCCCAUUCCCACGCGCACUCGCACGCCCACGCCCACGCUCAUGCCCAUGCCCAUGCCCAUGCCCAUGCCCACGCCCACUCCCAUUCGCACGCUCAACAGUUCUUCAUGCCCAAGUAGUAUCGGUGAUAGCGAGUGAACGACCCGUUUGCAGGGUGAGUCAAGGCGCGUCCUCGGUUUCGCGAAAGCAGGUACGAAAUACAAGUGGACGGGCACAAAUGAUAUCAUUUAUACCGCUCUCGCGGGUCGGCUCUCUAUCCGACGAAACUUCUCCGAGAACCUUCUUCUUUUUUUUUUUUGUAUAUAGAUAAAAUAUAUAUUUAUAUGCCGAAGUUUCGUAUAUUUCUGUAUGUCGAGCGUGGCGAGCACCCGGCAACGUAAAACAGGACCUUCGCGACCCGGUAUACGUAUAUAUUAUUCCGCACCACGAUCGAUUCGACCGAUCCUUUUUAAACGCGCGCACUUUCGGGCUUGGCCGUUACGAUAAAAUGAGUGCAAGUAACAUGGAAAGUUGGUACAAAUGAUAUCACGCACCUCUUCGCUCUUGCGUUUUAUUCCACUCUUAAUCGAAAUUGAGGUAUUUUCUCUCCAGCGUUGUUGAGUCACCCUGUAUGUCUCUCCGAUUCCUCGAUACGUCUCGUUUUUGGUUUAACGAUCUUACAUCCUCCGUGGGGGUGUUCGGGAUUUGAAGAAUUACGAUACCGGUAUUCGAUGACUGCGGUACUCGUACGUUUUGGCAUGACGAAGAAGUUCGAUAUUUACCGACGUUUCAGUGAUAAAUAUUUAUUUAUGUAUCGAGUCUUGAGAAUUAGGUUUCGAUAACUAUUGAACCUCUUUUAGGAUGGAUCUGAGAUUACGCGAGUCUAAUUCCAGUAAAAUAAUCCAGUAUUAAGUUUAGACGGUGGUACGAUCGCUUCCGAUGUACGGGAAAUUAUUGAACGUCUAGCACGAGACUGGGCAACGUGGAGCAAAAAUUAUUACGCCUAGUUGAAUUCUCGCGUGUAAAUAUUCAUGUCGAGCCAGGACUGAUGUAUUUGUACCGUUUCUAUACCGCUCUUCUUCUUCUUCUUCUUCUUUUUUUUUUUUUAAAUUAAUAUACGUAGUUCGUUUUCGUCAAUACACUUAGAAAUUGCCCCGCGACGUCGCCACGCAGGUUUCCUAGAGCUUUGCCGCGUCGAUCCAAAUGGAGGUGCGUACGAGUGAUCGGAUGAUAUAGUAAAGCAAUAAUAACGCCGAUGUUCGAUGGAUGUUACAUUGGGAUUAUUCUCUGAGCAGAGCAGAGAUUCCUGCCGAAUUUAAAGCGAGGUUUUUACGCGCCAUAAGUAAGGAAUCGUUGAUAUCAGUGGUUUGUCCCGACUAAUCUAAGCGGUCGACUUUGGCGAAUCCGUUCUCGGUCUUGGAUCCAAAUUAAUCUCCACGAUUUCAGUAAUUAUCGAAACUCGAUUUCAGGUACCGAUAACGCGACUAGCUAGGAAAUGAGAGCGACAAUGCGCGAGAUGUGUUUCUCGAUCCGUUAUAGCUAAUCAAGUUACGUUCAUUUUCGUGUUAUUGAAAAUAUGGACAUUGGUUUUUCGUGGACGUUUGUACAGUAUAAUAACGAGAGAGCAUGUCCGUAAUCGUUGACCGUCGAUGAGUACCGAAAUAUCGGUAAUUACUUGGUCUUCGUCCCGAUCUCGUGCGAGUCGUGGGUAUACCGACGAUUAUCGGAAUACCGGUACCCGAGAAGUAUCGAAUUUCGAUAUUUACCUAAAUCUCCUUAAAUACGUGCGAGCAUCGGUAUUUAGGUAAUUGGGACACCCCUGUAUCGAAUGUACGACGCUUCGUCGAUUUGUGAUUGCCACUCCACGACGCGCGUCUUACGAUUAAUCGAGGGUUCACUUCCCCGGAUCGUCGUUAUCGUUUCUCCCUCGAAUAUGAGAUAUAUGUUAAAGCACGUGCGAUUCGCGCCCUGCGCUUUACGUUGUACCUUCAUCGAAGACUUGUCGUAUAAUAUUCUGCAUUCGAGUUCUCGAAUUUUUUUUUUUUGUUUCUUCCCACUCGUUGCUAAUUUUUCUCGAGUCCUCGGACAGGCGGGACGUUCCGCUCGUGCUUUUCUCCCGACUUCCUUUCAUACGUGGUUUUGCUUGCACUUCUCCGAGUCGUUAACUGCACGUGGCGGUUCCUGAAAUGAAAGAAGUGACCCCGUUAAGUCAAAUUGACCGAUCGAACCGUUAGAUUUCCAGAUUUUCGGAACGAGAUGAGGGCGCGCCCGGAUCCUUCGACGUCGUCGCGUCAUCUUGUAAAUAAACUCGAGGUCGAAUAAAGUCUGCUCUUCGACAGGGGCGAUUAAUAUGGCAAAUCGAAGGACGGCGUGCGCGCCGCGAGGUUCCGCUCGUGGUUCUCGAAGGUGUUUCAAAUAGCGAGUCGCAAAGGUAGGAUUGGAAUGAAGCCGCGAUUUGAUUUUUCGCGGGGUCGCCAUCUUGGGCGUCACGUGACCCACGGGCGGGAAAGACGAACUCGCGGACGACCAGCGCGCCAUGACUUAUCUCGCGCCCCCGUCACUUACAAUUACUUAACACGAUCAAGCAAAGCUCAAAUUGAUACUUGUACAUAAUAUAUACGAUUAUACAUACAUACCUGACCCGAUGCAACGUAACCCCUGUAAUAAUUCGUCGUGCGUGUGUGCGCGCUAUCUGCCCUCCCCCAUCGAUCUCCUUCGUGACCAAUUCUGUGCAUAAUCACUACCAUUCCCUUUCCUCGUUCCCAUGUAGCGCAUAACGGUUUAAGAUGAAUAAUUGACUAAGGACAAUUAUGUUGUUGAUGAAUGAUUUUUAUUAUAAAUGAAAAAUAAAGAUAUUUACAAGAAGGUGGGAGUACAUUUUCCCACGCGAUCGCUGCGACCGUACGACGGCGGAAUCGCGGGAACGGGACGAUUUCCCGUGGAGCGAGCACGCGAAUGGCCGAUUCCGUUGCUCGAUACAAAGGAAUUUUUCCUCGCCUGGACGCGUCCAGCGAAUGCAAAAGCACGUACAUGCGAGACGAACCGGGCCGAUACGUGUCUUAUUCCGCGUUCUUUCGAACCCUUCGAGAAGAAGGCGCAUCGUCGCGCACCUAAUACGAUCUUCGAAAAGGGUUCUCGCAAGCGAUUCCUACUUCAUUCCGAAUCCUUCGGAAGAAAAUUUAUGAUAUACGUGUUUACGGGCAGAGUCACGGACUACCGGGAACGCUUUCCCCGCGCCUUGUUAUUUACAAUCGUUUAAUCUUUACUUCUCCCUCACCGGGUAUUUAACGAGAAGAGAGGAGAGGAGAAAAUAUCCGGAUACACGAAAAGAACUUGUAUACGAAGUCGAUGAAACUCGAUUCUGGAUCGCAUCGAUUACCUUACCGGGGACUCUAUUUUCGGAAAGUGGAAUCGCGGGCAGAGGUUGACUCGAUUUCCGGCUUCACUAGGAGAUUACGAAACUCCGAUUUUGAGUUGCCAACAUUUUAAAAUCAUAAAGAAUACUUCCUUAUGAACGAUAAGCUGCACCAGGGUGGUAAUACGACCCGCGUACGCUGUGAUAUGAAUAUGUCCCCAAAUUAAUUUACUAACGACCAAUUGCUCCGUUCGUCGAAAAUAUCGUGACUGCAUUUUCUCAUGUGCCGGGUAAGCGCAAAUCGCACAAAUUUGCGCCAUUGCGUACUUGUACAUGGAAAGUCUCUUUUUUACAUACCACGCGUUGCUAAAAUGCAAGAUAUUUAUGGAACGUGAUGGAAAGUGCAGUCACGAAUUUUACCCGCAACGCCAAUCGUGGAUUAGAGAAAAAGAGGAAUCCGAGGGUUCCCGUUUCACGGCGGGUCGACCCGAACGAUUUAGGUUCCCUUUGUGAACUUUACGUUGAGUUCUAUGGUUUUUUUUUGCCGGGGGUAAAGGUCCAUAAAAACGUCUAUUUCUAAUCUUCCUUGUAUGAAAAGCAAGGCCCUUCGUAAAUAUGUGUUGGUCGAUUGAAAAGUAGCGAUCCAUGAAUGGACGAGAGUCCACGCGUAAUCUCUACUCGUCGUAUCAUUAAAGGUACUAUGCACUUGGGAAGAAUCCGUAGUUGCCAUUACUAAAAAUCUGAUAACUGCGACCGAAUAGCCGGCUUAUAAGCGGUACGACACGACUUUAUCGUUACAAAUUCUAAUAGAAUGUAGUAAGUCUAUUCAGUCGGGGCCAACUGACUUCUAUAAUUUUUCCUAGGGUAAUCGAGUACCAUUUACUCGGCUCUUCGGAAACCUGGAUCCCAUAAAAAAAAUGUACUAGUUCAUGGAGUACCGUUUAUGGAAUCCGAGUUCAAAUGAUUGGAGUAAUCGUUGUAAAAUACGUAAUUCUUGUAAAGUAUUGAAGCUACCGAAGAACAAGAAAAUGGUACCGGGAGAAUGCGGAACGGGUUAACCAGGCCACUUUCACGAAUCUAAAUACAUCUUUCGUGUAACAUUGCGAACGUAAGUCUACCUUAAGAGGCGAGUUUACCCUCUGCAAAUAGCUGUGCGCCAACGAUAAGAUUACUGAGUGGUGCUACCUAGGCUAAAUUCGUUGCGCUUUAAAUUUACUCGAAAGCAUCAUUCUAUCGACUGAUUUUGGAUGAGCGCCGUUUUUAACGUGGUCUUAUAAUUUUACUAGGAAUUUUUAUUCCUGCAUAUUUGUCGUGGGAACUGACCCAGCAGGCACGAGACUGUACACCUUUAUGCUGGUUUUUUUACAUGGUAAUUUUUCGUUUUUUUACGCGGAACACACCAAGUACGCGAUAUAACGCUGUUUAAACUCAGCCGAUAAAACGGGCUCUCGUGUCAACCUAAUCUCGCGUUUUUUUCUCUCAUUCACUCUCCUGCUCUCCUCUACAAAUAACAAGAGUGUGCAGU
Molecule: messenger RNA, 10398 nt
Organism: Orussus abietinus
Lineage: Eukaryota; Metazoa; Arthropoda; Insecta; Hymenoptera; Orussidae
Gene: lgs
Product: protein BCL9 homolog
Exons: 8
Coding region: 1705-5658 (1317 amino acids)
Biological process (GO): regulation of transcription by RNA polymerase II
Cellular component (GO): NURF complex
Molecular function (GO): RNA polymerase II cis-regulatory region sequence-specific DNA binding
Source: RefSeq, a predicted model, not a curated record